Indicator indicator is the source of this 489-nucleotide messenger RNA. Its product is annotated as scale keratin-like. Gene Ontology annotation, cellular component: intermediate filament. Bases 1 to 489 code for a protein of 162 amino acids. Gene Ontology annotation, molecular function: structural constituent of cytoskeleton. The record is from RefSeq and is a predicted model, not a curated record. Lineage: Eukaryota; Metazoa; Chordata; Aves; Piciformes; Indicatoridae. The transcript is spliced from 3 exons.
AUGUCCUGCUACGACCUGUGCUCCACCAACCUCGCUGGCAUCAGCUGCCCCCAGCCCCUGGCUGACAGCUGCAACCAGCCCUGUGUGAGGCAGUGCCCUGACUCCAGCGCCCUCAUCCAGCCCCCUCCAGUCGUGGUCACCUUCCCUGGCCCCAUCCUCAGCUCCUUCCCUCAGAGUUCUCUUGUGGGAUCCUCUGGAACUCCCUUCCUUGGGGCACUGUAUGGAUAUGGAGGCUCCUCCCUGGGCUUUGGGGGCUCCUCCCUGGGCUAUGGGGGACUGUAUGGAUAUGGAGGCUCCUCCCUGGGCUAUGGGGGACUGUAUGGAUAUGGAGGCUCCUCCCUGGGCUAUGGGGGACUGUAUGGCUCUGGGGGCUCCUCCCUGGGCUAUGGGGGCCUGUAUGGCUAUGGCAGGUCCUUUGGUUCUGGCUCCUGCAGCCCUUCCUCCUCCCGCUUCAGCAGGCUCCGCCGUGGGAGCUGGGGGCCCUGCUAG